UUUGAGAAUGGCUUACCAUGGCGUAGGAUGAGUACCAGAUUCAGCUUAGCAGCAUUCAAAGCAGCUAAGAAAAAAAGCAAAAACAGAUCCAGACUUGGAGAGGGUGCCGACGCCGAUAAGGAUAAUGAGGAUAUGGCUGAUGCUGGUGCUACAGGAUCAUCAGGAUGGAAGGCACUCGCUGCGGCUAAUAACGAUGACUUUAUAACGAUUGCCAGACACCGCCUCCUUCGCAGAAGAAGCAUUAAGAUUGAAGUGGCUCCUGAACAAGGAAAGUCAAUCUUAGAAUUGGCAAGAGAAAAGCUUGAGCAUGUGGAAGUAAAAACAGCCGAAGAGAUCGAGCGGGAGAGGAGGGAGAAAGAACGAGAUGCCGAGAUAUUGAGGAGGAAACUGGAGCUGGAGGAAUUGGAAAAACAAAGAAUAAAACUAGAAGAAAUGGAUAGAAUAAGAAGAGAGGAGGAGGAGCGACUGAGACUCAUCAGGGAAGAAGAGGAAAGGUUGAGAAAAGAGGAGGAGGAAAGACUUAGACUGAUCAGGGAAGAAGAGGAAAGGUUGAAAAGAGAAGAAGAGGAACGCAUCAGGUAUUGGAAAAGUCUUAUCAGAGUACAUUCCUCAAUUUAUAUUUAUCAUCACGAUCGGGAAGAAGAGGAAAGGUUGAGAUUAGAGGAGGAGGAAAGACUCAGACUCAUCAGGGAAGAAGAGGAAAGGUUGAGAUUAGAGGAGGAGGAAAGAUUAAAACGCAUCAGGGAAGAAGAGGAAAGGUUGGCACGAGAACAGGAGGAGCGAGAAAGAAUAGCAAACGAAGCAGCAGAGAAAAGGGCCGAGCUGGAGAGAAGGAGGGCGGAGGCAGAGGAGAACGCCAAAAGAGAGCGACGAGAAGACUACGAGAGGAAACUAGCUGCUGUUAUGAACGCAACCUGCCAGAAAGAGAGGGAGACUGCCUUAAAAGAAGUGGGGAAACUUACAUUUUUGGACUUCAACUCUCAAGAGGAGUGGGAAACUCAUCAAAGAGAAGUUGGGAAGUUGAACAUCCUGGAAAUAGCAGGUAAAUUCAAAAAGAAAGGAAAGAAGUUCAGAAAAGAAAGAAGGAAGACUCAAUCUAUAAACUGGUCUAACGCCAAGGCGAUAAUUAACAAAUACGCUGAUGUUCAGCCACAGGAAGAGGUAGUACGGUUCGUGAAGCCGACAGCAGUGGAUCUAACUGAUCUGGAGUGCUACACAGGAGACGACUACCCCUCAGCCACAACACCAACAGACAGAUCCAGCGACAUGGGGACCCCUGACAGUGGCAUCCGCUCCACCUGCAGCCAGGACCUGGAGCAGGAGAGUGUAACUCAGUGAGGGGUGCCGGUUCAAGGUCACGUGGUCUGUGGUUCAGUGGCCACGUGGUUUAUGGCUCAUCUCAAACAGUCUUCAUCUGUACAGUGUUAU
Messenger RNA from Bolinopsis microptera, 1428 nucleotides. Its product is annotated as capping protein inhibiting regulator of actin dynamics-like. Lineage: Eukaryota; Metazoa; Ctenophora; Tentaculata; Lobata; Bolinopsidae. The record is from RefSeq and is a predicted model, not a curated record. The coding region runs from base 28 to 1338 and encodes 436 amino acids. The transcript has 13 exons.